Messenger RNA from Apis dorsata (giant honeybee), 2373 nucleotides. It is a transcript of the gene croc, whose product is annotated as fork head domain-containing protein crocodile. The record is from RefSeq and is a predicted model, not a curated record. Gene Ontology annotation, molecular function: DNA-binding transcription factor activity, RNA polymerase II-specific; RNA polymerase II cis-regulatory region sequence-specific DNA binding. NCBI's taxonomy places the organism in Eukaryota, Metazoa, Arthropoda, Insecta, Hymenoptera, Apidae. Gene Ontology annotation, biological process: regulation of transcription by RNA polymerase II; anatomical structure morphogenesis; cell differentiation.
GCCGAGGCCCCAGUGUGUUUUUACUCGGGGUUGAGUAAACUCCGACCUGUUGUGUAUCAUAAUACGCGUGCACGCGGGUUUACGGGUUAGCCUCGCAUCGACCACUGGAUGCACCCUUGUCUCGCACCACGCCGCGCCUGUCUUCCCCGAUCGACGAGACUAACUUGCACAGAGUAGAGAGAUAUUCCGAAGCGUCAACAAAACACCAUUUAAACGGGUAACGAGUAAACGAACCACCGUCUCCGCGUCUCCCGCCGACGGAAUUGAUAAUUUACCAACGAUCUAUCGAAUUGAUUGGUUACGAUGCCGUUCGAUCGUAUCGAUUAUUAAGUGAGUGACUACCAUUCGCAUCGAUCGAUCGAUCGAUCGAUAUCGAGAAAUUUUUGCAAUCCCAUCUAGUGAAUAUUCCCUAUAAUCGCGGAUUCUGACUCGAUACUCGUCUGUGACAAAGUGUGUAAUUAAAUUAUUUCGAAGUGAUUGAUCGAAAUUAGUGAGUGAAACUUGAUGAUCGAAAAUUUAUUUUAGAAAAAUAAAAAAUGUUAAAAAAUCUUAAAAAAUGUCAAUAACAACGUCGAAACUGUUCUGAAAAUAAUAUUUAUACAUUGUUAACAGUGAUCCGGAAAAUUUUAUACAAAUUCACGUAACAGGUGGCGCGAUCGAUCGGAAUCUAGGUGAAUCUAGGUGAAAUUUAAAAAAUGCAUACGCUAUUUAGCGAGCAAAAUGCGUAUUACAGGCAUGCAACGGCUGUUCCCGUUGGGAUGGGAACCCCAUCGUAUCCGGGAGUGGGCGCAGCGCCUGGAUAUUACGAACAAUAUCGUUACGGUGGGUACGCGACGGCGGCAGGUUAUCCAGUCUCGGGUAUAACCCAGCAACAUAUUCACCAUCCCGGUAAGGACAUGGUAAAACCCCCGUACUCGUAUAUAGCUCUGAUCGCAAUGGCGAUACAAAACGCGCCCGACAAGAAGAUCACCCUGAACGGUAUCUAUCAGUUUAUCAUGGAACGUUUCCCUUAUUACCGCGAGAACAAGCAAGGAUGGCAAAAUUCCAUCAGGCACAACCUCAGUUUGAACGAGUGUUUCGUCAAGGUGCCGAGGGACGACAAGAAACCCGGAAAGGGAAGCUAUUGGUCCCUGGACCCGGACAGCUACAACAUGUUCGAUAACGGUUCUUAUCUCAGACGUCGUAGGCGUUUCAAGAAGAAGGACGCUUUGAAGGAAAAGGAGGAGGCGUUGAAGAGGCAAGGUCUCGUGCCCGAGAAGCAACGUAAUCAAGAGGAAACGAAGCCUAGCAACAUAGUAAUACCGCCGCCGUCGGACACGUCGGGUGGCAAGAAGUUGGGCACCCUGGAGACGACUUUGUGCAAGCCGAAGAGGGAGCCUGUGAACGAUACGGGGAGCCAUUGUAUGGCCGUGCAGGCGAAGUACGGCCUUCACAGCCCGAUUCAAGACACNGCAGUGACGACGACGACGGCGGCCGUCGCAGUGGGCGGGCAAAGCGUUAUCCAAACGGCUCUCGGUCACCAAGUGCAUCAAGCUCACCAAGUCCACCAGGAUGCUGGUAUCCAGGACGUGUCCAUGGGUUUGGAUCCGACCAGUUUCAGUGUCGACGCUUUAAUGACGACGCGGGAGAACAGCGCCGCCCUAAUGACCAGAGAGAAUCAGCAUCACACGCAUCAUCCCCACGGUCUUCAACAUCCUCACCCUCACUCGCACUCGAUCAUGACGAGCAGAGAGUCGAUGGGCGCGGGGGUGGUAUCCAGAGAUCACUUGCCGUCCGUUUGUACGACGACGACCACGACGACGGCCGCUGUCGCGGCAAUGAUGGCGACCACCGGAUACGGCCACACCAGCUCCGUGUCCAGGAGCAACGGCUCGCCUCCCGGAACCAUGUACGCGCCUUAUUGCACGCCCACAGCUGGUUACAUAAUGGAUCACGCGGAAUAUAAUUCGAGAAAUCACAACAAUACGGCGGGACACUCGCAGUGGUAUCAGGAGGCAGCCAGCCCUGACGCCGCCGCCAUUUAUCAGGAUACCCAAUCGCCAAGCUGUCAACUUUACAGAUCCAGCCCACCAACUCCGCUCUCGUCGAGUGCAGCUCCGUCUCCACCCUUGUACCACCGAUAUUAUCAAGACUGUAACACCGUCAACACCAGCGGCAAUUUACCCAUCACGUUACAUAAAUACUGAGAAUACCGAAAUUCAAGGCCUCAUCACCGAGGCCUUGAAGAACAUCACACCGAUCACUACGACCCGAGCUUGGUUUACGUGAAGCAAGAGUGGAUCCCCUGCACGGAAGACCUCGCCAAAGAAUGGAAUUAGAUAAGUCUAAAAAUCCAUGAUAAAACGGGGCGAAAGUAAAUUCGAAUAAACUCGA